Molecule: messenger RNA, 1728 nt
Organism: Colletotrichum karsti
Lineage: Eukaryota; Fungi; Ascomycota; Sordariomycetes; Glomerellales; Glomerellaceae
Exons: 1
Coding region: 1-1728 (575 amino acids)
Source: RefSeq, a predicted model, not a curated record
AUGCAGCUUCCUCAGCCUCCAAUCCUCUCCCUCCAACUCACGCCCAGCUUCGACGAGGAUGGGGUCAGCAGUCUUUCAGUGCUUUUCCGGUUACAAAACCCGAAGUUCGAGGCUGAUAGGCCCGUAUUCUCAUUCUAUCCGUUUAAAGACAACAUCCCAGCCCAUCCAUUCACCGAGCGCGAUGUCAAAGUUACCGACGACCUGGGUCCACUGCCGAUUCGGUUUCGGGACUUACCACCUGAAGGUCGCAACACGCAGCAACACUGGUCCUUCGACAGAGAGACUCGCGGCGAUGUCGUUCUUUCUUUUGACGUCUUUCCUCGUCAUGUCGAUGUAACGACUCCUCUUGGUGCACGCAUCGAUUUACGCAGGGAUCAAGGCGGAGUGCAUGGUGUCGGGCAGUGGUUCUUGCCUCUGCUGAUAUCCGAUGAGGUUUUCACCAACGUAGUGAAGUGGAACGUGCCAGCUGAUGCUCCCGAGUCUACGAGAUGUGUUUGGAGCUAUGGCGAAGGGACAAGGCCCAUUGUUCGCGUAGGUCGCUCCGAUACUCUUUGGAACACGGUCUACAUGGUUGGACCUGUCAAAUGCUAUCCUGAGAUUCCUCCGGCGAGCGAGGAGGGAUUCGCUGCUUGCUACUGGUUUGGUGACCUACCACCGAACCUUGAACGCCUGAAGGCCUACAAUACCGCGCUGUUCCCCAAGCUGUCGGCCUUCUUCGGGGUCACGGGCGAAUCGUACCGUAUUAUUAUUCGCAAAUCACCUGUGGGAUUUGGCGGAAGCGGGUUCAAUGGGAGCUACGUUUUGGAGUACGAGAACGCCACGGCGAGCGAGACGGACGACUCCUUGGUUUUGCUGUUCACCCAUGAGAUGGUGCAUAGCUUUGCCGGUAUUAGCGCGGAAGAAGAUGGCUACGAGAAUGAGUGGUUCAUUGAAGGUUUGCUCUACUUGUUUUUCGGUGAAGACCUGUUGAAGCUAACGCAUUUCCACAAACCAGGCAUUGCUGAGUUCUACAGCUCUUUCCUGCCUUACAGAUUUGGGUUCCGAGGAAGAGACUUCCUCAUCCGAAGUCUGAACGACCAUUUGCAGGGUUACUAUACUAGUCCGCGAAUCUCUGUUGAUAUUCGUGAUGCGGCAGAGAUAAUGUUCACCGACUGGUACGCUGAGUGGAUAUCUUACAAGCGCGGACUGGCCUACCUCCUCUUCCUCGAUUUGUAUCUUCGGAGGCGCAGUGGCCGACGAGACAUCACAAAAAAGGGGCCCCUCGACGAUAUCGUCAUUGAUAUUUCAAGGAGAUGUAGACAAGGGGAGACUGUUCGCUCUAAGCAAUGGCUGGAAAACCUCAAGAAGUAUCUCGGCAGCGACGAGCUUCCGGCCGCCCAGCAAUACGAGGACAUGCUCCGUGGACGUCACAUCAUGGAUUUCAGCGGCCUUUCCCUCGAAGGCGAGUCGAACAAACUCCAACUCUGCCAUCUUCCAAUCAUGGACUACGGGUUCGAUCGUAGCAGUGUACACACGCGCGUCGUGAAGGGUGUCAUUGCAGAUUCACCGGCAGCGAGGGCGGGCUUAUGGGAUGGCGCGCACAUCAUCACAACCUCAAGAGCCAGUCUUUGCAUCGAGGAUAUUCGCAACACUUACAAGUUAGUGCUUCAGGAUGGUGAGAAGGAGACCACGAUCGAAUACAUUCCGCGAAGAGACGAGAAAGCGGUUGCUUGGCAAUUCGAGGAGUGA